Messenger RNA from Betta splendens (Siamese fighting fish), 4092 nucleotides. It is a transcript of the gene traf4a, whose product is annotated as tnf receptor-associated factor 4a. Gene Ontology annotation, molecular function: protein binding; zinc ion binding. The transcript has 7 exons. Gene Ontology annotation, biological process: signal transduction; regulation of apoptotic process; positive regulation of JNK cascade. Lineage: Eukaryota; Metazoa; Chordata; Actinopteri; Anabantiformes; Osphronemidae. The record is from RefSeq and is a predicted model, not a curated record. The coding region runs from base 363 to 1775 and encodes 470 amino acids.
GUGAGACGUUGUGCUCAGUGUCAGUACUGCAUCCUGCGCUGGCAACAGGGACACACUGCGGUGAAAUACCCGAAUAAAGCCGAGAUUCGCAGAGAGAAAGUGGCCAGGACGAAGCUGCGGUCAUCUCUGUAGCGCGAGCGUGGAGCGUGGAGCGUGCGCUGCCAGCAGUCAGCGGACCGCGGGGGGAAGGAGCUGGGCAGGACUCGCCUGCUGGAAGCCCGAUCGCUCGGUGGCUGUGGGGAACGUGAUGUGAAGCCCCCGUCGACUUGAACGGCGUAGCAGCAGAACAGGACAAGGGGACAGGAGACGUUUCUACAGCAGCCACCACCGCAGCCGGAGGCUCCGGAAAACAACCGCCAGCCAUGCCCGGGUUUGAUUACAAGUUUCUGGAAAAACCAAAGAGACGGUUCCAGUGUCCGCUCUGCAGCAAGGCGAUGCGGGAGCCGGUUCAAGUGUCUACCUGUGGACACCGGUUCUGCGACACCUGUCUGCAAGAAUUCCUGAGUGAGGGUGUCUUCAAGUGUCCAGAGGACCAGCUGCCACUGGACUAUGCCAAGAUCUAUCCAGAUCCAGAGCUGGAGCAGCAGAUCCUGGCGCUGCCCAUCCGCUGCAUCCACAGCGAGGAGGGCUGCCGCUGGACCGGCCAGAUGAAGCAGCUGCAGGGUCACUUCUCCACCUGCGCCUUCAACGUGAUCCCCUGCCCCAAUCGCUGCUCCGUCAAGCUGACACGCCGCGACCUGCCAGACCACCUGCAGCACGACUGCCCCAAGCGCAAGGUGAAGUGCGAGUUCUGUGGCAGCGAGUUCACCGGCGAGGCCUACGAGAACCACCAGGGUGUGUGUCCACAGGAGAGCGUGUACUGUGAGAACAAGUGUGGAGCGAGGAUGAUGCGUCGCCUCCUGUCCCAACACAGCAUGGCCGAAUGUCCCAAACGCACCCAGCCCUGCAAGUACUGCGGGAAAGAGUUCGUCUUUGACACCAUCCAGAACCACCAGUACCACUGCCCCAGAUUCCCUGUCCAGUGCCCAAACCAGUGCGGCACACCCAACAUCGCUCGGGAGGACCUGGCUAACCAUGUGAAGGACAACUGUGGCAGUGCGCUUGUUCUCUGCCCCUUUAAAGAUGCCGGCUGCAAACACAGGUGUCCAAAACUGGCCAUCGGCCGUCACCUGGAGGACACGACCAAGUCCCACCUAACCAUGAUGUGCAACCUGGUGGGUCGUCAGCGGCAGGAAAUCCUGGAGCUGCGGAGGGAGAUGGAGGAGCUGUCCGUCAGUCACGACGGCAUCCUCAUCUGGAAACUGAGUGACUACUCGCGCAAACUCCAGGAGGCCAAACUUCGGAGCAACCACGAGUUCUUCAGCCCGCCCUUCUACACCCACCGCUACGGCUACAAGCUGCAGGUGUCGGCCUUCCUGAACGGCAACGGCAGCGGCGAGGGCUCCCACCUCUCCGUCUACAUCCGCGUGCUGCCCGGGGAGUACGACAACCUGCUGGAGUGGCCCUUCUCCUACAAGGUCACCUUUUCCAUCCUGGACCAGAGCGACCCGUCGCUCUCCAAACCGCAGCACAUCACCGAGACCUUCAACCCGGACCCCAACUGGAAGAACUUCCAGAAGCCCUGCAGCAGCCGCAACUCACUGGACGAGAGCACCCUGGGCUUUGGCUACCCCAAGUUCAUCUCGCACGAGGAGAUCAAGAAGAGGAACUACAUCCGUGACAACUGCAUCUUCAUCAAGGCUUCUAUAGAGAUUCCUCAAAAAAUAAUGGCUUGAGAUCCAACAUUUGUUUGUUUUUCUUUGUUUUUUUUGCAAGGAGAAAGAUGGGUUAAAGACUGGGACUCAUGCUUAGCCUUGAAAGCUUCUACCAACAUACCCUUUAGAUACGGUUUCAAAGUGUCGCCAUCACAGAGCUUGAAGCGAGUCUGUCUGAUUGUGUGAGCUGACAAGAAGGACCUUGAAAUAUUACAGAGGAGAAAGUGUUUGGUCUGCAGAACCAUCACUCUCUGUUGUUGUUGUUGUUGUUGUUGUUGUUUUUGUUAUUGCUGUUGUUGUUUUUUAUUACGUUUUUUUUAUUUGUUUGGUGACCGUGUACAUCAAAAAGCCUUGGAAAUCAAACAGUGCCUAGAGAAUUUAUUUUAAGUAAUAUUUUAGUUGUUAUUUCUGCAGUACAGAUCCUAAACAUUUAUACGAAACCAUGAGUGAAGGGCUUCACUGAGCCCCUGCACUUAGGCAGAACGUCAGAGGGUGGUUUGUCCCGGGUAAAAGAGGAGGGAGCUCAGCAGACUCAAGCCCAAGUCCUCUUGCCUUUUAUUUACACGCUCACGCUCACACUGAUACUCCAGCAAACACAAACACUCCCGAGGUUUAUGUACACACAACAAGCAAAUCGCCGUUUCUGGUGAGGAGACUGACACCACUUUAGAUGCGUGCAUGAAAUGUGAAGCUACGACUCAGCGGCCAGGUCGCUUAGCUUAGAACAAACACUGGAGAUGGGGGAGCGUUCAUAGCCUGACUCUGUGACCCUGUGUUAAGAUGUUGCGCCCGUCAGCCUGCUACUUCCACAUCUUGCUACUUAGUUUAGUUAAUACAUUAAAAAAAUUAAAAAAGCAAAUGAAAAUUAGAUACAAAUACAAAUACAGACAAAUUAACAAAUAAUUGUCUAUAUAUAUAUAUAUAUAUAUAUAUAUAUAUAUAUCUUGAAUCUUGACAAGAUAAAAAGAUAAAAAGAUGCAAGAUAGACUGCCAGAAAAGUGCAGUCCUAGGAACAGCAAGGAUACUGCGCAGAACCCUCAAGCUUCCUGGCCUCUGGUAGAGGACAGAAACUAGUGUCAGUGUUUUAAUAAAACAUGGUGAACAAACAUAUUCAUACCUUCAGUCGCCUCCCUACAGCACAUACACAACUGUCACAUUAAACAAAGGCAUAAUUCAUCCGACAACACUAAAGUUACCGUGGUCUCUUUUACGUUAAGUGUUCCUACUGUCUGUGACUCGUGUCUUUAGGUAGUUCAACCCAGUCGUACGGAGCGAAGGAGAGCACCGAUGUACCAAACACACACUUCAUAGUGACCCUAUGAGGCUUUGUAAAGGCUGGAUCAACCAGUAGGAGGGAAAUAAAGCACCUUUGGUGGGGAUUUCAGAUGAGCCGAGCGUACAAAGAGGAACUUUGCAUUUAAUAGUGAAGGAAAAGCCAUGUGGCCUUUUUAUACAGUAUGUCUUCGCAUAGAGGUUUUAGGGGUUAGCAGGGCAACGUUAACACAUGCAUGCUUCAUGUGCUACCACCCGGACCACAUUUUUGUACUGUAACCUGUAAUCUUGAACUCCUCUCCCAUUAAUGACUUUUCUUUUUAUGACUCUUUGUCUGGACCAUUGAAACAUUUGACAAAUUGUCAAAAGGAACUUUUAUAGUUUGUUUUUUAUAUACAGAAAAUGUGAACGCUGUCGACCUAUAAGGACCAUGAACGUUUGGCACGGAUGCACAGAGGCUGUUAAAGAAAUGCCUAAUGUUAUUGUCUCCGCAGUUACGUGGGAAUGUCCUGGGACUGGCUGCAGCUUCAUCGCUACCAUGGUCACCAGGGUCUCUCCAAUAUACGAUACACGGGAAGGGGGGGGGUCUUGGCCCUGCAUCAUGGGACCAUCAGAGGAACGGAGGACUUUGAUGACAUAGUACAUUCAUGAUGUUUGUGAAUACUAGUGUAAAAAUGCAGAAGCACAUUCUGUCUUUUUAUUAUAAUACAUGGACAAAUUCCUGAUUUCUUGUCAUAAUACCAGCUGAUAUUUUGCAGUGAUUCAAAGACGUGAGAAAAUAAAACCUUUUUGUAAGAUCAUGUAUUUUUAAAAAAAAAAUACUUAGCUGUUUUAUACAAACACCUUUUGUUGGGGGUCGGGGUUGACUUUUCAUCUUUUGGACAUUUGGAUAAUUCGUUUGUCUGUGUGGUUUGAGCCUCACAUAUUCUUUCUGUAUUAUUUCCUCUUACAAGUAUUUAUUUAAGGAGCCAUGUGAGUUUGCACAGAUGGCACAAACGUUUUAAUAUGUUGAUUGAUGGGUGCUUGUCAAUUUCUUAAUUGAAAUAAAAUACCAUAUAUUAUAAAA